This is a messenger RNA of Penicillium vulpinum, 1743 nucleotides long. RefSeq names its product glycoside hydrolase family 47 protein. The record is from RefSeq and is a predicted model, not a curated record. The transcript is spliced from 4 exons. Gene Ontology annotation, cellular component: endoplasmic reticulum; membrane. Gene Ontology annotation, biological process: N-glycan processing; carbohydrate metabolic process. Lineage: Eukaryota; Fungi; Ascomycota; Eurotiomycetes; Eurotiales; Aspergillaceae. The coding region runs from base 1 to 1743 and encodes 580 amino acids. Gene Ontology annotation, molecular function: mannosyl-oligosaccharide 1,2-alpha-mannosidase activity; calcium ion binding.
AUGCCUUCAAAGGACCCUAAGCAAACAAGACCCUCGCCGAACUCUGUGUCGAAGACUUUCAAGGGGCGGCUGCAUAGCUGGCUUGGUCGCAAAUGGAGUCUCAAGUCGGUGUUUACUGGCGUAUUGGUACUCUCCACGUGUUUUUAUCUGGCUAACCCCAGUAUCGAGGCGAUACUGGAUAAUUUUCGACCCAUUCGCCAGGAUAGCUAUUGGAAGAAUUAUCGAGAGGAAGUCAAGGACGUGUUUGUUACAAGCUGGGAUGCAUACUCUCGACAUGCCUGGGGAAAGGAUGUCUAUCAUCCCAUUGCCAAAACUGGAGACCAAAUGAGUCCUAAGGGGCUCGGAUGGAUCAUCGUCGACAGUCUUGACACAUUAAUGAUCAUGAAUCUAACUUCUCAGAUCUCUGGUGCUCGAGACUGGGUCAAUAGGGAAUUGACCUACGACCAAGAUCAAGAUGUCAACACUUUUGAGACUACCAUUCGCAUGCUAGGCGGGCUUCUGUCGGCGCACUAUCUGUCCAGUCAACUUCCUGAUGUUGAAUCUCGCCAGGACCACGUUUACCUCCAAAAAGCGGUUGACCUGGCAGACCGACUUCUCAGCGCUUAUGAGUCUCCUUCCGGAAUUCCCUAUGCUAGUGUGAAACUAGCUACUCGAGAAGGCAUUCCAUCUCAUGCAGAUGGCGGUGCCUCGUCGACUGCCGAAGCUACGACCCUCCAACUGGAAAUGAAGUACCUUGCUCAUAUCACAGGCAAAGAAGUCUACUGGCGCAAGGCCGAACAUGUUAUGAAGGUGAUCGACGACCAAUGCAUGCCAGAUGGUUUGUUACCUAUCUUUGUGCAUCCUGAUACAGGAAAUUUCCGCUACCAGGAGAUCCGUCUUGGAAGCCGCGGCGACUCUUACUACGAGUACUUGGUCAAGCAAUAUCUGCAGACCUCUGGAGAUGAGAAAAUCUAUAGCGAGAUGUGGGAAGACGCUCUGGCAGGCAUCCAAAAGCAUCUUGUCACUACCACCAAAAACUCUAAUCUCCAAUUUAUUGCGGAGCUUCCAAAUGGCAUCGGUGGGAAGCUGUCUCCAAAAAUGGACCACCUCGUGUGUUUCUUACCAGGCUCAAUUGCAAUUGCCGCUACCGAAGGACGAACUGAGGCCGAAGCGCGCAAGCUGCCAACCUGGAGUGCUAAAAAAGAGGAGCAGAUGAAGCUAGCAAGAGAGCUCAUGAAAACCUGUUGGGCGAUGUAUGCAGUGACAGACACCGGGUUGUCGCCCGAAAUUACCUGGCUUGAGGCUGACGACGCCGAUCUCCGACCCAAGCCAGGGUCAAGACCUCAGAAGAAAAGCAAGGAUGACGUAGAUUCGUGGAAGAAGGAUCUUAUUAUUAAGCCUCUCGAUGCUCAUAAUCUGCAACGCCCGGAAACUGUUGAGAGUCUCUUUUUGAUGUUCCGAGUCACAGAAGAUCCCAUUUACCGGGAAUGGGGAUGGAAGAUUUUUAAAUCUUUCAAGCAACACAUGCUUAUACCUGAUGGCGAAGCGUAUAGCUCCUUGAGUGAUGUCACCAAGGUUCCUGCGCCCUAUCGUGAUAAUAUGGAAAGUUUUUGGCUGGCUGAAACCCUGAAGUAUUUAUACCUUCUUUUCUCACCGAGAGAGUAUCUCCCACUCACUGAUGUUGUCUUCAACACGGAGGCCCAUGUUCUGCCUCGAUUCAAGCUGUCCAAAUUUCAAACCGGCUGGGAGCGAAAGAAAUGUUGA